GAGAAGUGGAUUCUAAAAAUUCUUCUUCCCACAUGACAUACGCCAAGUUUGUUAUCUUAUCAGAUGGAACUUAUCAGAUCCUCCUUCUGAAGCCAUCGCUGGAUAGCGUCGGCACAAACCGCGAGAAUAAAUUUGAAGGUAUUCGAAAAUUUACGCGACAAGUAAUGCGUACCAAGUUUACACAUUUUUAACAAGUCAAGAUUCAGGCAGCAACUGUGCCAUCAGCCAAUUGAGAGCAUCACAGCGCCCAGUAUGCAAAAUCAAUUCUGGCCUCGCGGAGGCGUUGCCGGUAUUUUGCACCACUAUACGGAAUCAUUAGUAGCCUUUGAAUACACGUCUUCGAAAAUAUCGCAACAACCUAAUAGCAUACUCUUCGUAGGCGGUCUUGGAGAUGGGCUAGCCACAACUUCCUACACGUCGGAUCUCGUGCGCACCCUUCAGUCAACCAAAUGGUCUCUUUUCACACUCAACUUGUCAUCAUCUCACAAUCAAUGGGGCCUCGGCCAUCUCGACCGCGACACCAACGAGAUUGCCAAGUGCGUUCAAUACAUCCAACACUAUAAAGCGGCAAAAUAUGGAGGCAAGCCCAAAUUGGUGAUUAUGGGGCAUUCGACAGGUAGUCAAUGUGUUCUACACUACCUAUACAGGCCUAAUCCUCACACAACCAAGACACCAUUUGACCCGUAUUUGGAACAUCGCGAGCGUCCGGCCGUUGACGGAGCCAUCAUGCACUCGCCGGUCUCGGAUCGCGAAGCCAUUAUGACGGUCCUUCGCGAAGGUUUUAAUGGUCUCUCUCCUGAAGAAGUCCAAUCAAAGUGGGCAAAAGCAGAAGAGUUUGCCCAAGAGAGCACCAAGGAUGGGCAACAGAGCGAUACCAUCAUUCCCCUCUGGAUGACGGCACCGAUAUAUUCCAACGUCCCAAUUACUUGUCGCCGCUUUCUGAGCCUUGCUAGCCCUUCCAGUCCCGAUUUACCUGGUGACGACGAUUUGUUCAGUUCUGAUCUCAGCGAUGCGCAAUUGCAGCGAACGUUUGGCAAAGUCCACGAACGCGGACUUCUCGGAACAAAAUUAAUGGUCGUCAUGUCCGGGCGCGACCAAUCGGUGCCCGCCUAUGUAAACAAAGAAAACUUAUUAAGUAGAUGGCAGGCUGCCACAGACGGAGCUGCUACAGGGACCAUCUGGGAUCAGGAGCACAGUGGAAUUAUUCCGAACGCGUCACAUGCGCUGAGCGACCCUGACCAAGCAGCUCCGCGAGAAUGGCUUUGCAAACGGGUAUUAUCAUACUUGGAUGGUAUUGAGAAAAAGCAUUAGAUUUAUUAGACAAUAAUAAAACACGUCCGCUAGUCAUAUCGGGUAGAAGGAGCUUUUUAGGCUGUUGAAAGAUGGUAAUCGUGCCUCAGCUGAGGACUGGUGUUGUCGAGUAGCGACCAAGAGCUAGGGUUAUAAUGAGCUACAAGCUAUAGACCUAAACACGCCAUACACUAACUACUCAAAAUAGAGUUAAUGCCUAAUCUUUUGCUAGAUGGCGUAGCGGCAUUAUGGCG
Messenger RNA from [Torrubiella] hemipterigena, 1544 nucleotides. NCBI's taxonomy places the organism in Eukaryota, Fungi, Ascomycota, Sordariomycetes, Hypocreales, Clavicipitaceae. The record is from the annotation of a GenBank genome assembly.